CGAGCCGUCCCGGCCCGGAUGGUCUCCCCGGCCCUCGGGGACCAUGACCUCUCCCUUGGACCCCGGCACUAAAGAGGCUUUGAGGAAGAAGCCCCCCGAGAGGACGCAGGAGGACUUAAAUAUUAUUUAUUCUUAUCUUCAUGGAAUGGAGAUAUUAUCACAUCUCAGGGAACACCAGCUAAGGUUAAUAUCUACAAGAGCCCGAUAUGAAAGAUACAAUACCAAUCAAGUUCUUUUUUGCUCUGAAACAAUUGCCCGGGGUUGGUAUAUUCUUCUCUCUGGAUCUGUGCUUAUGAAGGACUCCAUGCGUCUCCCACCUUGCAGUUUUGGAAAGCAGUCUGGAGGAAAAAGAGGAUGCAAAUGUCUUGUAUUAGAACCAUCAGAAAUUAUUGUGGUAGAGAAUGCCAAAGAUAAUGAAGAGAACAUCCUGCAGAGAGAAAUUCCCGCCAGACAAUCUCGACGGAGAUUUAGGAAAAUUAACCACAAGGGAGAACGCCAGACCAUCACGGAUAAUGUUGAUGCUAAUAGCUACCUUUCACUUCCAGCAGACCUUACCAAGAUGCACCUGUCAGACAAUCCUCAUCCACAGGUGACCCAUGUCCCUUCUAGUCAAUCUGGAUGCAGCAUUGCUAGUGACUCUGGAAGCAGCAGUUUGUCUGAUAUCUACCAGGCAACCGAAAGCGAGAUGGGAGAUAUGGAUUUGACAGGUCUCCCAGAAGCCCCUGUUGAUUCUGAGGAUGAAGAGGAGGAAGAUGAGGAGAUUGACCGAACUUCAGAUCCACUAUUGGGUCGAGAUGUCGUUCGAGAAUGCCUUGAAAAAGAACCUGCAGACAAAACUGAUGAUGACAUUGAACAAUUACUAGAAUUUAUGCACCAACUCCCCGCCUUUGCAAAUAUGACCAUGUCUGUAAGACGAGAGCUGUGCUCAGUGAUGAUCUUUGAAGUGGUCGAGCAAGCCGGAGCCACCAUCUUGGAACAUGGGCAAGAACUUGAUUCUUGGUAUGUGAUUUUAAAUGGCACUGUAGAGAUCAGUCACCCAGAUGGAAAAAGUGAAAGUCUUUGCAUGGGAAAUAGCUUUGGAAUUACUCCCUCCUUGGAUAAGCAGUAUAUGAAUGGAGUCGUUAGAACCAAAGUAGAUGAUUGUCAGUUUGUAUGCAUAGCCCAGCAGGACUACUGGAGAAUCUUAAACCAUGUGGAAAAAAACACCCAUAAAGUAGAGGAAGAAGGUGAAAUUGUUAUGGUACAGGAGCACAGAGAGCUAGAUCGCAGUGGAACCAGAAAAGGGCACAUAGUCAUUAAGGCAACACCAGAACGGCUCAUCAUGCACUUAAUAGAAGAACAUUCUAUUGUGGAUCCAACUUACAUAGAAGAUUUCUUGUUGACAUACAGGACGUUUCUCACGAGUCCCUUGGAAGUUGGGGACAAACUCCUGGAGUGGUUUAAACUUGACAGUUUAAGGGACAAGGUUACUCGGGUAGUGUUGUUGUGGGUCAACAAUCAUUUCAAUGAUUUUGAAGGAGAUCCAGCAAUGACUCGGUUUCUGGAGGAAUUUGAAAAGCAUCUGGAAGAUACAAAAAUGAAGGGACACCUUCGGUUGUUGAACAUCGCCUGUGCUGCAAAGGCGAAGUGGAGGCAGAUUAUCUUGCAGAAGCCUUCCAGGGAAUCACCGCUCCUUUUCAGCCUGAAUGGAGGCAGUGAGAAGGGGUUUGGGAUUUUUGUGGAAGGAGUAGAUUCAGGCAGCAAAGCUGCAGAGGCUGGACUGAAACGUGGUGAUCAGAUAAUGGAAGUAAAUGGACAAAACUUUGAAAAUAUCACAUUUGCAAAAGCUCUUGAAAUACUGAGGAAUAAUACUCAUCUCUCUCUCACAGUAAAAACCAACAUUUUUGUGUUCAAAGAACUUCUUAGUAGGACGGAACAACAGAAAAAUGGUGUUCCUCAUAUUCCUAAAAUUGCUGAAAAGAAAAGUAAUCGUUACUCAAUCCCAGAUAUGUCUGGCGAGAUGGAACAGAUGUUUCCACGGGAGAAAGGAAACAAGAAAAUUAAAGCAAACACUGUAUCAGGAGGAAGAAACAAAAUCAGGAAAAUUUUGGACAAGACACGAUUUAGCAUCCUGCCUCCAAAGCUGUUUAGCGAUGGUAGCGUGAGUCAGUCGCAAGAUGACAGCAUUGUUGGAACGAGGCAAUGUAGGCACAGUCUAGCUAUAAUGCCUAUUCCUGGAACUCUCUCGUCAAGCAGCCCUGAUCUCCUGCAGCCCACCACCAGCAUGUUGGAUUUUUCCAACCCAUCAGCUGUUGGUUUUUACUACAUUCCAGAUCAAGUUAUAAGAGUUUUCAAAGCAGAUCAACAAAGCUGCUAUAUUAUCAUUAGUAAGGACACUACAGCCAAAGAGGUCGUUUGUCAUUCGGUGCAUGAGUUCAGUUUGACUGGAUCCCCUGAGAAUUAUUCUCUCUGUGAAGUUUCUGUUAGUCCUGAAGGAGUCAUAAAGCAGAGAAGACUUCCAGACCAAUUUUCCAAAUUAGCAGAUAGAAUUCAACUGAAUGGAAGGUAUUAUCUCAAAAAUAACAUGGAAACAGAGACCUUAUGCUCAGAUGAGGAUGCACAAGAGUUACUUAGAGAAAGCCAUAUCUCCCUUUUGCAACUUAGCACCAUUGAAGUGGCAACCCAGCUAUCAAUGAGAGACUUUGAUUUGUUUCGCAACAUUGAACCUACUGAAUACAUUGAUGACCUUUAUAAGUUGGACUCCAAAACAGGAAAUGCUCACUUGAAAGAAUUUGAGGACAUAAUUAACCAAGAAACAUUUUGGGUGGCCACAGAAAUUUUGGUCGAACCCAAUCAGCUCAAAAGGAUGAAGAUCGUUAAGCAUUUUAUUAAGAUUGCUCUUCAUUGUCGAGAGUGCAAGAAUUUCAAUUCCAUGUUUGCAGUCAUAAGUGGCUUGAAUUUGGCACCCGUUGCACGACUCAGAGGAACCUGGGAAAAGUUACCAAGCAAAUAUGAAAAACACUUCAGAGACCUUCAAGAUCUUUUUGAUCCAUCUAGAAAUAUGGCCAAGUACCGAAAUAUUCUUAGUAGUCAAAGCAUGCAACCUCCCAUUAUUCCACUCUUCCCAGUUGUCAAGAAGGAUAUCACAUUUUUACAUGAAGGAAAUGAUUCAAAAGUGGAUGGUUUAGUAAAUUUUGAGAAACUCAGAAUGAUUGCCAAGGAAAUCCGUCAAGUUAUCCGUAUGACCUCUGCUAACAUGGACCCAGCUGUAAUGUUUCGGCAAAGGAAGAAGAGGUGGAGGAGUUUGGGGUCCCUGAGCCAAGGCAGCACCAAUUCAAACAUGCUUGAUGUUCAGGGAGGGGCUCACAAAAAACGCGCUCGCCGCAGUUCCCUGCUCAAUGCCAAGAAGCUUUACGAAGAUGCCCAAAUGGCCAGGAAAGUGAAACAAUACCUCUCCAAUCUGAACGUGGAGACUGACGAGGAAAGGUUUCAGAUAAUGUCGUUACAGUGUGAGCCCGCAUAUAGCACUUUGACCAAAAAUUUAAGUGAGAGAAGAACAGCAAAAUCAUCAGAAAUGUCUCCAGUGCCCCUGAGAUCAGUUGGCCAAACCACAAAAGUCCAUCUGCAUCAACAAAACAGAGUGAGCCAAGUGCUGCAAGUUCCAGCUGUUAAUUUAUACCCCAUCCGGAAAAAAGGCCAAGGGAAAGACCAUAUUACAUUUAGCACCAGUUCCCAAAAGCUUCAAGGAACUUCUGAAGAAGUGAUCAACAAAAAAACAGCCGAAGACACGAUAUCAGUGGCCUCAUCUUUGCAUUCUAGUCCUCCUGCAUCCCCUCAAGGCUCUCCCCGCAAAGUGGGCAAUGUCAGAUCUGAUAAUGGCAGCCAGAUGAACCUUUCGGGGUUGUCUUCUCCGCUUACUAGUGAUACCAGCUUCAAGAACAGUGGACAGCGCAGCUACGGAAUAGGCUUCGCCCUUAUACCAUCCGUCAAGUCGGAUAACUUCUCUGACUCGAGCCACAGUGAGAUCUCCUCCAGGUCCAGCAUCGUGAGUAACUGUUCUGUCGACUCCAUGUCCGCAGCCCUGCAGGACGAGCGGGGCUAUCCUCAUGCUCCCAGUGCCCCGGACCCAACGGGCAAUGCAGAGAGGAAAGACUAUCCACCAGCGGCGGUGGACUGUGGCCACCACGGCCCUGGGUGGUCCCUCUCCAGGCCUCCCACACUGCGAGGCUUGGCUGUUGUGCCUUCCAUGAGCAAUGAAGAGAUUUCCCACGAACACAUCACCAUAGAAGCUGCCGACAGCGGGCGGGGAAGCUGGACUUCGUGCUCCAGUAGCUCUCACGACAACUUCCAGAACCUUCAGAACCAGAAGAGCUGGGAUCUCUUGAACGCCUACCGUCACACGCACUUAGAUGGCCCCAUUGCCGAGGUGGAACCCUCCAACUGUUGCACUGAAGAUCCCCGUCUGUCUCCUGGAGGCUCUUCCCGAACAAACCGGAAGCCCAGAGACGGGGAGGUGCUUGAUCAGUCCCGGCAGAGCUGGGCAUCCUCAAGCUCCCUGUCGGACACGUACGAGACGAAUUACGGGACGAUUAAACGGAAAGCAUUGGAGAACUCGACAGCGGAGCGGCCGGAAGGUCUGAACUCUAAAUUGGGGAUUGAGGCUGUUUAUAAAACCGUUACUUCAAGCACAGAAAAGGGCUUGAUAGUGUACUGUGUCACCUCACCUAAGAAGGACGAUAGGUAUAGGGAGCCACCUCCCACCCCUCCGGGAUACAUGGGGAUCUCUUUAGCGGACAUAAAGGAAGGACCGCCCCACCACCCGCACUUAAAACCUCCAGACUAUAGCGUGGCAGUGCAGAGGUCAAAGAUGGUACAUAGCGACCUCUCUAGACUCUCAUCAGCUUCUCUCGGUAGCGAACCCGUGACCUGUGGGCCAUCGAAGAUCCUAACUCAGCCUCAGUGGCAUAACCUGCAACCGCCCCAUCCUAAAGUAGCAGAUCUGCCUGCUGCAGAUAGUGAAGCAGACGAUGGCGAGCAAGUUUCGGCUGUGUAAUUAUUGGGUAAAGUUGUCUUGCGGACCACUUCAGACCACCAGGGCGUUCAAAGAAGGACCGUACGAUCCUAUUGGCGAACGCUGACAGCUUGCUGCUACUAACCUCAGAAGCUGUAUUGCCUGUGGCGUGAGCAACGAGGUGAAUCGUGUUUUGUCACGUUUAGUCUCAGCAACCAAGAAAGCCCAUUUUAGUCCUAAUCCAGCAUCCUGAUCCGAGGUUCACCGCCUCCACACUGACGAUAAAGCCGUCUGCAGAGUCAUCUGCAAGCUAGGACCUCCCCUCGAAACACCGACCGGUUAGGCUGAAGAGCAUAGCUAGAGUUUUCCAUCCGUGCUUUUAAAUUGUCAUUAGGAUUUUUCCAAUAAGAAUAUUCUUUAUGCGCUCAUGGACAAAUUUAAAACUUCAGCAGAAAGCUAAGGACAUGGCAGUGGGGUGUUAAAAGAUAAUUUUUCAAUCAACUGGGCGUUUGUCAUGAGAUUUUUCUUUUUGUCGAGAGAUUUUUCUUUUCUUUGUGUUUGAGUGUUCUGAUUGGCUGAUGUGUGCUUUGCCAGGAAAUAAAGCUCGAUGUCAUGUAAAUCAUCUUUGACGAAAGGGUCAAGGUUUAACAUAGGUAUGUUUUUUUAAAAAAGGGGGGAAUGUACUUGAGUGCAAAAUUAAUGUUUUUAGCAUGGUUUGGAUUUUUGGAAAGUUUGCUGUAGGGCUGAAGUGAAAUACACCAUUUUGGAUGAAAGGUUGUAUGUGGAGUGAUGGAAUACUGCCACCUUCUGCCUGUCUGGGAAAGCAGGCAAAGACAACAACUUUGCCUUUUGUUCAGCCUGUGAAGAAAUGAACUAGUGGGGAGAGAUUUCUAAAUUCAUAGGUAUGAAAUAUUGCUUGUAAAAUGAAUUUCAUUUGUAUUAUUUAACAGAAUUAAAUCAUUCCCCCAGGGAAAAUCCUACAAUAGCAUGUCAGUUGAAUUUGUGAAGCUAAAUUAUAAAACCAGUAAACUUGGUGUGGGAUUAUAGCUAGUCUCACAUCCCUGGUCCUGAAACUGGAAAUUUUAUUACUCAGUAAGAGUGGAUUUUUGUGUUUGUUUUUUAAAAUACACCUAAUCCCUUGGCAGUGGGGUAACUAUUUGAACGUGUACAGUGUAUUCACUUGAACAUACAGAACAAUUGCCAUUGUCCACAUUUUUGUGUGUUGCGCAUAUGGUAAAUAUGGCCCAGUUGCAUGAUUGCCUGCUUAAACUGUGCUUUCCCAACCCCACUUUUUCCUUCCCGGUUUAGCACUCGAGAUGAUCCAUUCUAAUGUUCUAAAAGGUCAUGAAUCUGUUUUUAUGUAUUUUAACAUUUAAUUGUACAUGUUAAUGAUCAUGUUUACAGGAGAAGCCAGAAGAUUUUUCUAAUUUUUACAGCCUCGGGGGAGCUUUCGAUGUCUUUAACUAUCUUUUAAAGUCUAUUUUAUAUUAUUUCAGUUCUGUGAUGUGCCAAAGAAAGAGCACUCAAAAUGCUAUUUGGCACAUCUGAUCACCAACGCACUCAUGUGUGUUACCUAGAUCAAUGCUGUUCAGGCAUUGGCUCCUGAAAGAAUCUUUUCCUCAAAACCACCUCUGAGUGUGUACACAUUGGUUUCUGGCUAGGUUUCCUCUCCCUCUCUUUCCUGCACCCUUAAUUAUUCCAUCUGGAAAUUACCAAUUAGAAAAGUGGUCUAUGGAAGGCCUACUCAUGGUUUGCUAGGAAUUGGAAGGUGAGUAGGGAAGAAAUCCACUGGCUUGUGUGUAUCUCAGUUAUGGUGGGUGCCACCAGAAGACUCAACCCAAUAACUUUGGGGGCACUUGGUAAUUUUUAAAACGAUCCAGAGGCUAACUCGCAUCUCGAAGACCUUACGGUCAUCAAGGGACAUAAAAAGGAGUAGUUUUUAACCAGAAAAUGAUGUAUAUAUAUUUUGCCUGAAAAAUGAAAUGUUUUUAGGUUUAACGUCCAACCUAUAACAUAGAUUUGUCCUUCCCUUCCUCCAAUAAAGCAAAGGGGUAUAUGGAUGUGGUCUACCUACAUCCAAAUCUGGCAUCCAUUUAUCCAACCAGCUGUUUGAAACGGAUUUCCCUGGGAAGCUCGGUGUCCGCCCAUCAUCAGCUUCUCUGACAGGAUAUCUAGAAGUUCAUGAAACUCCUGCCGAUCUCCUUUUACCCUUCUUAAGGCAUUUAGUGUAAAUAAAAUGAUGCUUUGAGGACUGACCCGAAUUUUGCUGCUUCUGACAUGCACGGAAUGUUUCGAGUCCGCUUGUCCUGGCCGUGGUUUCCACUGGUUGGGACCAACUGAUCACAUUGAUCAGGGACAACGUCCAGAUGUCGUGAUUUUUGUACAGUCUGAAGAGAUAAUAUCCCUUUUUGAUCUUGGACACCUUUUUAACUUAGUUUUCUAAUCCUGCCUCUUCUUGGUCUCCUAGCCACAGCAAAAAGCCAAAAAAAAAAAAACCCAACCAAAACCCUUGCUUAGCUCAUCCUGUGCUCCACAUCCCUGUCUGGCUUCCUUCACUUUUCACUUCUGUCAUUCAGCCCCUUGUCUUUGAAAGAGCCUCACCUCUCGCUGGCCUCCUUGUCUGUCAGAAACGUUUUAACACUAACCAUCUCAAUGCUCAAAACUGACAGGAGUAAAGAAAUCGUUAAACCAGUUCGUUUUCUAAAAUGAACUCUUUGGGGAAUCAGAACAUCCCCAAACUCCUCCCAGUCCUGCAAGGCAAUAGAAUUUGCUCAAAAGUGUUUCUCUUCUCGGUAAGGUCAUUCAUUCGAUGUAAGUGGAUGUUCUGUGGUUGGGGAAAGUGACUGUUUGAAAUGCCAGUGUAAAUAUUCAGUAAAUGGGAUGCUAAAUUUCAGGGAAAUUGUAAUAUCCGCUUAUUUAAGAGACUGAGUUUUUGGGAAGAGAUGACUAAGAUUCUUAGCCAAUGUGGGAACCUGAACUUAAGUGCUCUCUGGUAACGGAUGGGCCCUCAAGGCACACAGAAUCUGGGCUCCCAGUACCUCCUCCGAAAGACCAAACCAGAUUCCUCAUGUACCUCUGAAAUAGUUUGCUUGCGGGAGGUUGACAAGUAGAACUAUCAUUUUAAGCUUUGUAAAUAUUACAAAUAAUUUUCUAAAAGAGCUAUUUACUUACAAUGACCUUAAAAACUGAUUUUUUUUAAAAGGGAUAUUCUCUCUUUAGAAAAGCUUUCCAGUAUAUUUAAUAAAUGAACUUGAACGCCCAGUUCAGCUUUGGCUUAAGUUGUGCUUUUUAUGGUCUGUGUUUAUUUUUGAUAUACAUGGAAUGCAGUUUAGCUUGGUAUUAUACAAUUCUAAAUACGUGAGCAUAUUGGCAAAAACUGCACAGUUGUAAUGACAUUCAUAUAGCAAUUGUACUGCACAAUUCAGUGAUUGUAAAGUAUUCUGUAACAAUCAAUGUUUGUCUCCUAUUUUUUGAUACCUCUUACACUUAUGUCUUUUAGAAAGACAGUAUCUCUAUGCUUUUUGUAUUUUUACUGAGUGAGUGUAAAUAUUUGUUAUAUUUUUGGUUAAGAGAAUGUUUAAAAGUACUGUUUAUUCUCCAAUCU
Molecule: messenger RNA, 8594 nt
Organism: Tachyglossus aculeatus (Australian echidna)
Lineage: Eukaryota; Metazoa; Chordata; Mammalia; Monotremata; Tachyglossidae
Gene: RAPGEF6
Product: Rap guanine nucleotide exchange factor 6
Exons: 31
Coding region: 44-5032 (1662 amino acids)
Biological process (GO): small GTPase-mediated signal transduction; positive regulation of ERK1 and ERK2 cascade
Molecular function (GO): protein binding; guanyl-nucleotide exchange factor activity
Source: RefSeq, a predicted model, not a curated record